AUGUUAACGCAAGAAUACGGCAUAGCGUCCAACAUCAAAUCUCGAGUCAAUAGCCUCUCCGUCCUCGCAGCCAUCACCAGUACCCAACAGCGUCUCAAGCUUUACAACCGAGACCCUCCCAACGGUCUCGUGCUCUUCAUCGGCACGAUUCUAACAGGCGAAGGCAAGGAAAAGAACGUCUCGUUCGAUUUUGGAUAUCACAAGCCUGUCAACACCAUCCUGAUCACUCGACCUCUAUCCCGGUCCUUCUAUUUCUGCAACAAUAAAUUCCACACCGAAGCCCUCUUGGAACUUCUCGAGUCCAAUUCUCGGGUUGGAUUCAUCGACAUGGAUGGAAACGGUACCCUUUUCGAGACGCUCGCUAGAAACACUCGCAAGGUCAUCCAUAAAUUCACCUCCGCACUGCGUUUCUCUCGUCUUCGUGGUGAGAAGAAGCACAACUACCAUUUCAUCACCAACGAUAAAGUCAACGUCAUGGGCCCCGGGUUAGCGGGAAGCACGGAUUUCCAGACGGAGCUGAAUCAGAGUGAUAUGUUCGAUUUGAAGUUGGCGGCUAAGAUUAUUAAAGUUGUGGAUGUUAGUUAUGGUGAGGAGAAUGGAUCUAACCAAACCAUAGAACUUGCUGCAGAGUCUCUUGCAAACGUCAAAUUUGUUCAGGAGAAACGGCUUAUUCAAAAGUACUUUGACGAAAUUAGUCAAGAUACGGGCAAGUACUGCUUUGGUAUCGAAGAUAAGUUCAAGGCUCUCGAACUUGGAGCCGUCGAGACUCUGAUCGUAUGGGAGAAUCUAGAUAUUGCGCGUUACAUCCUUCGUAACGCCGCUGGAGAGGACACUAUCUACCACAACAAAGAGCAAGACAAGGACCGCUCCAAAUUCCUCAACAAAUCCACCGGCCUCGAAAUAGAACAAUCCGAAGAACCCCAAAUGCUCCUCGAGUGGUUCGCCGACAAGUACAAAGAGUUUGGCGCAAACCUCGAGUUUGUGACGAAUCGCUCGCAGGAGGGUGAGCAGUAUAAGGUUGAUUUUACGAAUUUGGCGUCGGUGGAUGAGGAGGAUGAGGAUGAGUUUUAUUCGGAUGAUGAUGAUAUCUGA
Desarmillaria tabescens is the source of this 1092-nucleotide messenger RNA. RefSeq names its product 50S ribosomal protein L30e-like protein. The transcript has 7 exons. Lineage: Eukaryota; Fungi; Basidiomycota; Agaricomycetes; Agaricales; Physalacriaceae. Gene Ontology annotation, biological process: cytoplasmic translational termination. The record is from RefSeq and is a predicted model, not a curated record. Gene Ontology annotation, molecular function: sequence-specific mRNA binding; translation release factor activity, codon specific. Gene Ontology annotation, cellular component: cytosol; translation release factor complex. Bases 1 to 1092 code for a protein of 363 amino acids.